AGGCACUCUCUUAGAGCAUAACGGGAGUUGUAGUUGGGGAGCGUCCCGGGAAGGUUCCGGGUGACGCCUUCUGGUCCGGGGGCGGGCGGCGAUCACAGCGCUCCUCGCCUGAAAGGAGGAGGAACUGGCCACCGGGAGGAGGCUCUAGUGAGGCCUGGAAGGCUGUGCACCCAGGCAGGGGAGGGGAUUCGGGGUUGAGGGGCGGCAAGUAGUGCGGCUGAUAUGCUUCUGGGGUCGUGACCGCUCGGGGACCGAAGGAGAACCUGGCCAGACCCAGCCUGGAGGCCUCGCCUUCGUCGGCCUAUCUCCAACGGCCAUCUAGGCCUCAUAGAGGUUCUUUUUCGUGUGACCGCCCGGCUUCCUUCCCUGAUUUUCUGACCGGGAGAUGGCCUCCCCCAGCCCCCCGCCCGACCCAAAGGGGUUGCUGACAUUUGAGGAUGUGGCUGUGUUUUUUACCCAGGAGGAGUGGGAUUAUCUGGAUCCAGCUCAGAGAAGCCUGUAUAAAGAUGUCAUGAUGGAGAAUUAUGGGAACCUGGUCUCACUGGAUGUUUUGAAUAGAGAUAAGGAUGAGGAACCAACUGUGAAACAAGAAAUUGAGGAAAUUGAGGAAGAAGUGGAACCACAGGGUGUAAUAGUUACAAGAAUCAAAAGUGAAAUUGACCAGGAUCCCAUGAGUAGAGAAACCUUUGAACUUGUUGGUAGGUUAGAUAAACAGAGAGGAAUUUUCUUAUGGGAAAUACCAAGGGAAUCUUUGACCCAGGAGCAGAGAAUGUUUAGAGGAAACACUAACAUUAUCCGUAAAAGACCAAACUCAGAAGAGAAAUGCCAUAAAUGUGAAGAAUGUGGAAAGGGUUUUGUCCGCAAGGCCCAUUUCAUUCAACAUCAAAGGGUUCAUACUGGUGAGAAACCUUUUCAAUGCAAUGAAUGUGGGAAAAGUUUUAGUCGCAGUUCAUUUGUGAUUGAACAUCAGAGAAUUCAUACUGGGGAAAGACCCUAUGAAUGUAAUUACUGUGGGAAAACCUUUAGUGUGAGCUCAACACUUAUUAGACAUCAGAGAAUCCACACUGGAGAGAGACCCUAUCAGUGUAAUCAGUGUAAACAGAGCUUCAGCCAGAGAAGGAGCCUUGUUAAACAUCAAAGGAUUCACACAGGUGAGAAACCUCAUAAAUGUAGUGACUGUGGGAAAGCCUUCAGUUGGAAGUCACACCUUAUAGAACAUCAGAGAACUCACACUGGUGAAAAACCCUAUCACUGUACCAAAUGUAAGAAAAGCUUUAGUCGAAAUUCAUUACUUGUUGAACAUCAGAGAAUUCACACUGGGGAAAGACCACAUAAAUGUGGUGAAUGUGGGAAAGCCUUUCGAUUAAGUACGUACCUUAUACAACACCAAAAAAUCCACACUGGUGAGAAGCCUUUUCUUUGCAUUGAAUGUGGAAAAAGUUUCAGUCGGAGCUCAUUCCUUAUUGAACAUCAGAGGAUCCAUACAGGUGAAAGACCUUACCAGUGCAAAGAGUGCGGGAAAAGCUUCAGUCAACUUUGCAACCUUACUCGGCACCAGAGAAUUCACACAGGAGACAAGCCCCAUAAAUGUGAAGAGUGUGGGAAAGCCUUCAGUAGAAGCUCAGGUCUUAUUCAGCAUCAGAGAAUCCACACUAGAGAGAAGACUUUUCCAUACAGUGAAACUAAGGAAAGUUUUGAUCCAAAUUGCAGCCUUGUUAUACAGCAGGAAGUCUACCCUAAGGAAAAAUCUUAUAAAUGUGAUGAAUGUGGGAAAACUUUCAGUGUUAGUGCUCAUCUUGUACAACAUCAAAGAAUUCACACUGGUGAAAAACCCUACUUAUGUACCGUAUGUGGGAAAAGCUUCAGUCGGAGCUCAUUUCUUAUUGAACAUCAGAGAAUCCACACUGGUGAGAGGCCCUAUCUGUGCAGACAGUGUGGCAAAAGCUUUAGUCAGCUUUGUAAUCUUAUUCGACAUCAGGGAGUUCACACAGGUAAUAAACCCCAUAAAUGUGAUGAAUGUGGGAAGGCCUUUAGCCGGAAUUCAGGCCUUAUUCAGCAUCAGAGAAUACACACUGGAGAGAAACCUUAUAAGUGUGAGAAGUGCGACAAAAGUUUUAGUCAACAGCGCAGCCUUGUCAACCAUCAGAAGAUCCAUGCAGAGGUGAAAACUCAAGAUACCUAUGAAUGUGAUGCUUGUGGCGAAGCUUUCAAUUGCCGCAUAUCUCUUAUUCAGCAUCAAAAAUUGCACACCACUUGGAUGCAGUAAAUGUGGGGAGAUACUUAAGCUCAGUUUGACUUGAGAGUAGCUGCCCAAGUGCAGUUUCAGUAUGGCUCAACACGUGUCAGAUUUGGUGAUAAAGCAAAUUCUUGGCCUCAGGCAAAUGGUUUCUAAAGAUUCUGUGAAUAGUGGGCAAGUGCCCACAAGCAAUUGAAGACUUCCAUUAUUAUUUGUUUUGACGAUUAUAGAGAAAGACAAUUUAUUUAGGCAUCUUUCUUUAACAAAUCUAUCAACAGAGAGAUUAAACCCAGGUUCAGAGCACUUGGUUAAAAUUAAUCUGAGAGAUAAAGUUGUAUUAAUACAAGGGAGUUGGAAAGACACUGUUUAAACUAGAAUAAUUAUACAGAGGGUCCUCUGCCACCAUUCUAUGGUGGUUCUUUCAGUUCCAUGAUAUAUUUGGCUAUGGAUGCCAAAGUCCACUAAUUAAGCAUAUGAUAAAAUUUUCAAGGAAACAAAGCCCCGUUUCCUUUUUUUCUUUUGGGAACUGGUAUCCAAAGUUUUUGUCAUCAAGAAAGACAGUUUGGCAUGUGUUUAAAGAAAGGUUCUUUGAAUGCCUUGUGGUUCCCAGAUCUAUAAAGUGAGUGACCAUUAAUUUUACAUGUAAAGAUUAUGUGAGUAACUAACAAACCUAGCAAAGGUGUUACCAAGGAACCUUUGGGAGUGCCUUUUCUUUUUUUUUUUUAGAUGGACCCAGAACGGUGGAGGAAGACACUACUUUUUGUGUCCUCCCAUCUGUGAAAGAUAUUUGUAAUUCUAUACAAAAAAUCUUACUCCACCACUACCAGUAGCAUGUGAAAGUGUACAUAUUUUGAUUACCAAGAGUUGGCAAUAAAAAGACCCGGAGUCUGUGCUAGAAAGCUGAGAUAUUUUGGUAUUGCUUUGGUUUUAACGGUAACUAGACUUUGCAUGCAAUUUUAAAAUACUUAUUUAUGGUUCUAGGGCUUCCCUUAGUUAAUGGUUAUUAUAAACCUAUUAAUUCACCUUUUUUAAUCAUUAAAACUGUUUUUGUUUUUGUUUUUACUUUGGGUAAGAGUUCUUUGUUACUUUAGAUAAAAUCUAUCCUGUCAAAUACAUUACUUCAUUUAAAAAUAAGAAUCAAGGAUUUGGAGGAAAUUGCUCUCUCUCUCGUUCUGCCUUUUCUGGGAUAGUACAGCUACAGUUAAUUCCAGGUUCUUCAGUUUCUGAAUGUAGAAUUCCUAAUCUCCAGAACUCUGUAAUUCUAACUUCCUAAUGGUUUGAACAAAAGCCCUACUUGUCCCCUAUAUCCUAGACAUUCUAAACACCACCUCUAAACUUUCAUCUUCCCAUCACUGAAUAUAUGUGUGUGCGUGUGUGUAAAUGUGGAUGUUGUGGUACAUUUGUGGAAAUGUACCUCUCUGUGCAUUCCCUUAUUCAAAUUAGGUACUCAUAGUUACCAUACAGUUAACUCUUCAAAGCAGAGCUUGUAGCCCAAUGAAAAGUGGAAAAAGUAAUUGAAACAUUUGAUUCUUCAAUAAAAUCAUCCACCUGCCCUAAAUCUCCCCAGCUUUACUAAUUCUAUAGCAGUGGUUCCCAGGCUAAGGUCUCAACUAAUAAUAAGGUUCCUAGGCCUGUUCUCAGUAUUCUGAAAAACCUAAUACAAAGUGUAUGUUUUAAAUGCAUGCACACUAAGACAUUGCUUUGGAUUUUGCUGGAAUUGCAUGUUUCUUGUAUGCCAGCUUGCUUAGUAGAAGCUCUGAUUGUUGACAUUGUAAUGUGGGGCCAUGGUCGUAUGAUGUAGUCCUACUAAAAUUACAUAGUUUUUAACACCCUUGGAUGUGAAUCUGGAGUGACAGCUCCAAACUCUAGUAUGAGACAGUUCUUGGCGAUAUGUACAAUUCAUAGCUUAUAAAAAGCAUAGCCAAAAAGGUGAAUUUUUAAAAAGCAAGCUCACUGCAAAAAUGAUACCAGUAUGAUAAUUAGAAAGUCAUUAAUGAAUUCUAUAAGAGCAGCUUCCAAAAUUGGGAAGAGCCUGUUUUCAAGGGGUUAAGUAGUUUCUGGAAAGUGUAGAUCAUCAGUUCCCAAAUGCUAUCAAUUCAGGACAAGUUUACUGUCCCACAUUCAAAUGGUAAAAAUAAGGGCAAUAUAACAUCUUUGUAAAAAAGUAAUUUGAAGGCCUUUCCUCUGAAAUUAUUUCCCCCCCUUUUUUGAAUAAAAAAGGCUUUUUAUAAUAGUAAUUUUAGGGAUGAUCUGUUGAAUAUAUAUGUAUCUUUAGUUUUAAAAAAAAUUGGCAGCUCUUAUUAUUCUAUCCACUUCAUUUUACUGGUCUAUAAAAGGGAAUAAAAAGUAGAUUACUUGUCUGUGAAUAUAAAGAAGGAUAGAGAUCAAGAUUAAAGAAAAAUCUGAGUAUUUUUCCAUCUGAGAAGGUAGCCAGUUGAAGAAAAGGUUGAAGAUAAAGGAGAGCAGAUGGAAAUAGAUUAUCCUAUUAGAUAAGCAAAAAUUCUAGCAGUAAUGGAAGGAUUUUCUUUAGAGGUUUUCUUCCGCCAAUUUGGGAGAAAAAAAAGAUUUAAUGUCUUGAGGGGAAGGGGAAGAAAUAGAGUGCAUUUGAGAUUACACAUUUUUAAACAGUCAAAUGCACAUUUUGAGAGGGAAGGGUUAAGAAGACACCAUUAGGGGUAGAGUUGGGAACCUUGUCAAUAGUAUAGGUUUUGGAGUCAAAGCUGAGGAGAAUGGAAGAGAACCAAACAAACAAUGGAAGGGCUUCUGGGGUUUUAUUUAGGGCCCAUCUAAAGAACUAUGAAUAUUUAAUGGAAUUACACAGAUUCCUUGGGAUUGACACAUGAAAUGAUUUUGAAAGAAAAUUAGGGUUAAAGUAGAUGAAGUAAAAUAUGAAUUAGUAAAUGUAUUCAGGUUCUCCAGAAAAACAAUCAAUAAACCAAUAAGGUAGUAAAUAGGAAGGAAGGCAUUGGCUCAUGUGAUUAUGGAGCCAAGAAGUCAUAAUAUGUCAUCUAGCUGGACAACUAUGAUGUGGUAUAAUUCAAUCCAAAGGCUCAAGAACCAAGACUGCUGAUGUCCAAGGACAGAAGAUGGGUGGCCCAGCAUAGGCAGAGAGCAAAUGGGCCCUUCCUCCACCUUUUUGUUCAGUGAAUAAGAUGCUCACAAGCAUUGGUGAAGGCCAUCUUUUAGUCUACAGAUUCAAAUGCAGAUCUAGAAACCCUCAGAGACAGGCCCAGGCAAUGUUUUACCAACUAUCUGGCAGCAAUUAGCCCAGUCAGGUUGAGACAAAAUUAACCAUCACAGUAGAGAACAUUUUUAAAUGAGCAGAUAAAAAGUCUGGUGGCAAAAAAAAAAAAACUAUAAUACUCUAGUUUUGGUGAGUGAGGCAUUUCACUUUGACCUGUCUUUCCUAAAGGAGGAUGUCAGCAAAUCAAGGGGCACACAGAAUACCCAGAAUAAACUUCAACCCUUUCUUAAAUCUAGUCCAGAUAUUCCAUUUUUUAACAGUUACUGUUCUUAAUUGGUAUUUGAUACCUUUUGUCCUCUGCCUCCUUCAAAAGUAUUCUGUGGCCUUGGGUGGUUGGUGGGGGUGGGUUGAUUGAUUUCUUUUUAAUUAAGACCAUCUCUGUAACCAUGAUGCAUAGACAAGUAAAGGAAGACAUACAUUUACUGCACAAGUGGUACAAGUUCAAUUAACAUGCAUCUUUUAAAUACCUGCCAGGUGCUAUGUUUAUACUAUCUAAGUAUUAGUUGCAUAGUUGCAUCAAGCAGUCCUUUAUCCUCAAGGAGACUUUGGGGAGUGAAUAGGAAGCCUCCUGUGUUCCAUACCAUAAAGAUGAGAAAAAUCACCUAACUUUACAAAACACUGAGUUUGAUACAUUUUGCACAAAUAAAACAUGCAUAUCUCUGCCUGUACUAUUUCCUGUACAGGAGCCAUGUUCUCAAGAACACACCUCAUGGAGUGGUUAAGGCACACCUCCAUAUCACAUGACAGGCACUAUGGCCCUGGAACAAAGUGCACUCUGACUUUUUUUGGCCUGUGAAUUCCCUCAAGGCAAAACCAGAGCAGGACAAGGAAAGGUUGGAAAUGGCUGCAGAAAGAUGUCCUGAUCUUGGAUAUCUUAAGAGGGCAGGUAUAUUUCUCUGACCUUGGGCUGCAGCCUUACCCUGAUUGUUCCACACUGCCGGAAGAAUCAGUGCUGUAUUUAGAAGAUGCUCUAUAUUUCACUGUGCCCUGUACUCAAAGGGCUCACUCAGUUCUAUGCAUGUAUGUAAGCCUCUUUUUGAGAACUAGAUGUAGGAGCAUUUUGAAUUUUCAUUUCCUCCAGUGCUUGCCUCUCGAGUUACAAUAAACAGAGACUUUAUUAGAGUGUUAAAUCGCUAUGCUCCAUAGGGAGAGUUUUUGUUGUUUUCUCCCAUCUGAAGAUAAUGUCCACUCAUCAACAUACACCAACAAAAAGCUAGGCCCCACAUUGAAUUAUUAUUAUACAUACUUUGCUGUGUCCCAGUUUCCUCUCAAUCCUCUACAUUCAAAAAACUAAUAACUGUCAGCAAUACCUUUCAUCAUGUUAUUCCCUGCUCAAAACUUUUUCACAGGUUCCUAUUUCUUAUUACUUCAAGGUAAGGCUUUCUGUAAUAUCCCUGCCCAGUCUCCCCUUACCCUCCAUGGUGCCCCUGCACUUGGCCUCAUCAUUCUCAUCUAAUUCCAACAAUUUCCUCAACACGUACAUCUAUACUUAAGUUAGUACAGUUAAUUCAUAUUCACUCCCACUCAAGUGCCUUUACCAUUCAUCAAAAACCUACUUGAGAUAGGAAAAAUAUGUUUAUUCACAACUUAUGUAUCUGGCACUCUACAUAAAAUAUUGCUAACCUCACAGCAACCCUGCCUUACACACAAGGAAACUGAAGCUCAAGUUCCCAAGAUCAGAAAGCUAGCAAUAAGCUAAUUCAUCUUACCUUUUAAAUGUCCUUUGGUCUGAGCACCUAGCCUAUGCCACUGUGAUUUAGUACAUAAUAUAUUGUGUACUGUUUUGUUUCCUAAUUGUUCCCUGUCUUCCUCCUCUCAAUGGCAAAUGUACAAGGACCUUGUAGUAUCUUUGCAGAGCCCAGCAUAUAGAAGGUGCUGGAUGAAUACUUGUUGCCUGAUUUUAAAUAUGUUCACAUAUAUUAAUGCUCAAUAUUGAGAGCUAAACUAUUUCAGGAAGCUUAGGACAGAUGUGUUA
This is a messenger RNA of Manis pentadactyla (Chinese pangolin), 7455 nucleotides long. RefSeq names its product zinc finger protein 189 (gene ZNF189). Gene Ontology annotation, molecular function: RNA polymerase II cis-regulatory region sequence-specific DNA binding; DNA-binding transcription factor activity, RNA polymerase II-specific; histone H3K4 methyltransferase activity. Bases 386 to 2266 code for a protein of 626 amino acids. Gene Ontology annotation, cellular component: nucleus. Gene Ontology annotation, biological process: regulation of transcription by RNA polymerase II; positive regulation of reciprocal meiotic recombination. The record is from RefSeq and is a predicted model, not a curated record. Lineage: Eukaryota; Metazoa; Chordata; Mammalia; Pholidota; Manidae. The transcript has 3 exons.